AUGGCGUCCAAUCAAGAAUACUCACCAGCAAAGUUGCUUGAAAUUGCGACAACCGAUGUCCGGUCCCCACUCCAACAAUCCGACUAUGUCUCAAUCCUCUCAAAGCCUCCAUUCCUGUCAGUUCCCGGGACGUUCAAUACCAGAGACAUUGGCCAAGUCCCCGGCAGCGCCAUCCGGCCAGGCCUCGCUUUCCGCACUGGUUCUCUCGAAAGCCUCAGCAAAGACGGCGAAAAUGUCAUCACUCAGCAGCUCGGGAUUAAAAGAAUCUUUGAUUUAAGAUCAGAGAAGGAGAGAAUAAAGUACCCUGAGCCGGAGAUCCCGGAAGUGGAAAACGAAUGGAUUCCCAAUUCAUACAUCAACACCGUCGACGUCAAGGACUUUGCUAGCGGCGGUGGUGAAGAGGGCUACUGCAAAAUGUACAUGGAUAUCAUGGAAGUCUACGCUCCCACUUUCAAGGCGGUUCUGGAGCAUGUGAGAGACCGGCCGAACGAGCCGUUUCUUUUUCAUUGCGCACUGGGACGUGACAGAACUGGCAUUGUGGCUGAAAUGCUAUUAUCCCUUGCUGGUUCCGACAAUGAGACUCUCACCCUGGACUACAUGAUGACACGCAUCGGGUCGGAACCACUUCGUCAAGUCUUGCUCGAGAGGGCGAUUCAGGACAAUGGGGCUGAAAGAGGACUUGACGAUGGACCCUUUUACAACCUCUGCAGCCUGAGAGUCUCGUCAUGGGAGCUGUUUGUGGAGCAGAUAAACAGCAAGUAUGGUGGCUUCGAGGGGUAUGCCACGAGAAGACUAGGAUUUUCUAUAAACGAUUUGGAGAAGAUUAGAAACAACUUAAGGGCUAGACACAUUUGA
Colletotrichum spaethianum is the source of this 855-nucleotide messenger RNA. Its product is annotated as tyrosine-protein phosphatase. The transcript has 2 exons. Gene Ontology annotation, biological process: dephosphorylation. Gene Ontology annotation, molecular function: phosphoprotein phosphatase activity. The coding region runs from base 1 to 855 and encodes 284 amino acids. Lineage: Eukaryota; Fungi; Ascomycota; Sordariomycetes; Glomerellales; Glomerellaceae. The record is from RefSeq and is a predicted model, not a curated record.